Candidula unifasciata is the source of this 1503-nucleotide messenger RNA. The record is from the annotation of a GenBank genome assembly. NCBI's taxonomy places the organism in Eukaryota, Metazoa, Mollusca, Gastropoda, Stylommatophora, Geomitridae.
AUGGACACAAUGUCAGCUACUAAAAAUACGACGAUUAACAAAUCAGAUUCACUGAGUGAAAGUUCGUUUAUUCUAAAAGUUAAAAAUCUCAAGACAGGGGAUGUUGCGUCCAAUUUCAAGUGUGGUAUACAUAAAUCGGAAUCUUCUGCAAGUGUCCGGGUUCUUGUCACCGAUGCUGAUGGAGUAUCGAAUAUUUCUGAACCGACAGAUGCACAGCAAAAAAUAAUCAUAUCGAACAGUUCAGAAAAAGUCACGAAGAUCAACAACACACAGACUCUGAUGCAUUUGUUGAAAGGCAACAUCGGAAUAGGAAUACUAGCUUUACCACAGGCAGUGAAGCAUGCUGGCAUUUGGACAGGUCUCGUUGGCAUCCUUUGCAUCGGCGCAAUCUCCAUCCACUGCAUGCAUAUCUUGGUCUACUGCAGUCACAAGUUGUGUAAAAGAACCUCCACCGUGUCCCUGGACUAUGCCGAAGUAUUAGCCACAGCGCUGAAGACUGGACCGUCGCGAUUAAGGAACUUUUCAGGCGCCAUGAGAGUGUUUGUGAACUCGCUCCUUGUGUUUACACAGUUUGGGUUUUGUUGUGUCUAUAUUGUCUUCAUUGCCAGAAAUAUCCACGAGGUCAGCAGUCAUUUUUUGACGGAUGGGCCAACGGUUGUGGAGUACCAGACUCUAGUGACCGCGGCCUUGUUGCCCUAUGUUUGUGUCCGCAAUCUGAAGAUGUUGGCGCCUUUUUCUGCGUUCGCAAACAUACUCACUCUGACAGGCCUGCUAAUCAUCAUACAGUACAUUGUACAAGGCCUGCCUGAUAUGUCUGAAAGGCCGAAUUUCACCUCAAUCGACGAAAUCCCGCUCUAUUUCGGAGCCGUCAUCUUUGCUGUUGAGGGCAUCAGUCUGGUUUUACCUCUAGAGAAUAAUAUGCGACACCCUGAAGACUUUGGGGGUUGGACAGGGGUUCUCAACGUGGGGAUGAUCUGUACCGUCUGUUUGUACAGCGCAGUUGGCUUCUAUGGCUACCUGAAGUUUGGGGAUGCAGUCGAUCCCAGUGUCACCCUGAGCUUGCCUGACGAUGAGUGGCUGUACUUAUCAGUGAGACUCAUGUACGCCGCCGCCAUCUUCAUUUCCUACAACAUCCAGUUCUACAUUCCAAUAAUCAUCGUUUGGCCGAGGAUACAACAUUGCAUGAGGACGCCAUUUUUGAAAACUUACGGAGAAUAUUUCUUUCGUAUCAUCAUGGUGUUGGUGACAUUUGGCCUCGGUGUAGCCAUCCCUCAUCUGGACCUCCUCAUCUCAUUCAUCGGAGCCUUCGCUGGAUCCUCGCUGACCCUGCUGCUGCCCGCCAUCCUGGAGCUCUUGACCCUGGCUGGAGACGAAGAAGGUCUUCCAAAGUACAUCCUCGUCAAAAAUGUUCUGAUAUUUCUCUUCGGGCUCUUUGGCUGCGCCAUUGGAUCUUAUACUUCCAUUAGGGAUAUUGUCACGGCAUUCUCUUCAUCUUCCUCAUGA